This is a messenger RNA of Paramuricea clavata, 13693 nucleotides long. NCBI's taxonomy places the organism in Eukaryota, Metazoa, Cnidaria, Anthozoa, Malacalcyonacea, Plexauridae. The record is from the annotation of a GenBank genome assembly.
AGGAACCUGAUACCUAUGAAGAGUACAAGAUUUUAAUGUCAACUAUAUUCAAACUGCUUGGUUCUAAUUCUAAUUCUAACUCGACCAUUGACGAAGAAGUGAAUCGUAUUGUUGAUUUGGAAAAAGAAUUUAAGAAAGUAUGCAUUAUUAAUUUGUUUGCAGUCAAAAUACAAGAAUCUUGAGUUACCAUUUCCGCUUGUGGAGUCUGUUGUCAUUUACUGUGUAUUGUUCUGUAUUGCUCCAGAGGUUUCCAAAUUAUGGAGAAACACUGUCGUAAUAUUAGUUUUGUUGGUUUUUGUGAUAAUUGUAAACAAAGGAUGCAUUUUUCGUACGGUGCACUAAAUGCUAUACAUAUAUAAAAAUUGCAAAGUUUAAAUUUUGUCGCCAUAUUUCAACAUUGUUCACACAGAAAAUGUUGAAACUAUAAAGACGUAUUUCGGAUGACAGCAAUAGACAUUUCUUAUAACGAGGUCAAACGCGGGAAACCAAUUUAUGCGAUGUCCCACAGGACGAUGUAAGUCGCUGGCAAGCUAACAAAUUUAAAUUGUCCCUUUUCCACAUUUGACUGAAGCCCUUUGACUGGCUAGUGAAAAUCUCUACAUUGCUUAGAAUACUCGAUACUUUCAAUCAGCAAAUCAGCCCAUAUAGCAGUUAUCCGAAAUACGUCUUUAUACUGUGGUUUUCAACUUUUAAUAAAUUUAAUAAAAUAGGAGAACUGAACUAACAAUAAAUAAACAAAAUGACAGAGCUGUGCUAAGUUUAGCUGUUGUGGUGUGCUAAGUUUGGCACAUGCAACAUAUCAAAUAAAGGUCCACUUUGGGGGCUAAGGUCGCCUAAUUUCACCCAAUGUCGCCUAAUUUCAUCUAAUGUCGCCCACAUGCACCCAAUUUUUGAGCUUUGUCUAACAAUAAUUUGAUAGCUAAAUUAUAUUUUGACGUUGCCUUAUGUUCGGGACUGUGCGAAAGGUGGAAAUUUUAACAUAAAGGUCACUUCAAUAGCAUUGUCUUUAUAAAUUUUGGGAGUUUACCAAAUGACCGCUUAAUAAAGGGUGAUCGAUCAAUGCGGCAACGCUUAAUACAGGUUGGACUGUAAAUACACAUUACAAAGAAUAUAACUUUUAUCCAUUUGCAGGUUAAGGGGCAUUCUAGCAGUAUAGAUGAACUUAAAAAGAACAUCAAAUUUAUGACAGUUGAUGAGUUGAACAAGUUCACAUCGUAUAAGGUAAGAUUUACAAUAUUUUGUUACUUUCAUGCUUUUAUACCUUAAGGUAAUUCCGCAGUUUUGCAUUGCGCACUUUUACUGCGCACAUCGUAUAACCUAUAAUUAUUUCAUCCAUUAUACGUACCGUUCACGGAAAAAAUCACUUUAUGACAAUUUUAUGUUACUUCAAAACAUCUUUGGUUACAUUCGUGCAAAGAAUUAGGCCUACGUUAAAAUCAAUGUUUUCAAAAAGGCGUACAAAAGUGUAGCUAGGGUUCCUGUGUCUGUAGUACACUUAUUUACUUGUAUUUCACGUUUUAAUGCCACAAUUCCCUAAAAAGAUCGGUGACCCCCGUUCUUUAACUGAUAAUUUAUUUCUUUAAUGCAUUUUACAUUUCAUAUCCGAAAUUGAAAGAAAAAUCAUUUCUGGAUCUUGAAAAAAAAUCCUUUAUCAAUGCAUGUUCUCAAAGAAAAAUAUGUAAAGAAAUGUUGAAAAGACAUUUAUGGAUCAGAAUUAUACACGUUAGUAGUUUCAUUUUGCUCAAAACACAAUAUUUUUCAAAAAUACUUACAAGAUAGGUUUACUAAAGCAAAAUCCGCGCUAAAAACGUCAAUAAAUAUCGGGCUGUUGUGAUUUUGCUGUUACUCGUAAUCAAGGGCGAAACUAGCCCCUUUUAAUUAGGGAGGUGUCUGGCAGAAUUGCCCUGCCAAAACCAGUGAUGCCCUGCCAUGGGCGUACCGGAAGGAAAAAAUUAGGGGGCCGGAAAGAAAAUUGCCUGACUUUUCAAAAAUUGCCCGACUAGUACCAAAAAAAAAAAUUAUUUUGGCGACCUCCCUCCCUCCCGCCAAAAAAAUUUCGGUCUGUGUACCAUUUUAAGGGUCAAAAAAAUUUUCCGGACAACCUAUAUUUUUCGGAACAUAACACAAAUUUUCGAAAACUCACACAAUUUGCGAAAAAAUUGACUUAAUUUUAGAUAAAAUUGACUGAAUUUGUCCCGUUUUUUUUUUCAAACCAAAAUUGCCCGACUGUUGAUCGAAUAUUGCCCCCGCCCGGUACGCCUAUGUGCUAUCAUUUAUUUAUAAGAGACCUUUGAUUGCCCUUUGAUUGCCCCCCUCAAGUUUCGCCCCUGUUCGUAAUGAGCAUCAAGAUGGCGCCAUAUUGGGGUAAAGGUGGUAUAUUGUGAUUGUCAUAUCUUCUUAACGAGUUCGGUGACCCCGACUUUUUUGUGUGAUUUACUUUGUAUGUCAUAAACUCCAUGGCUGGGAAGUUUCCGCACAUUCUCAUUUCGGGAACAAUUACUGCGGAAUUACCUUAAUGUUUUAUGCAUAGUCUAUCAAGAUAUGAUUGUCUAGAAACAUUGUGUUAUGUUUUUGUCUGAAUUUAUGUCAAUCAGUUGUGCGUGCUCUUUUCGUAUAAUGAAGUAAUCGUCCAAUAGGGAUAGAUGAGAUGAAAUGUGCAACGACGAUGACUAAUAUUUAUUAUUUAUAGAUCCGGAGCGAGGGGGAUUCGGCGUAGUAUUUCCCGAAGUGAUGAUAUUUUCCGAGGGGCUUUGCCCUCAGGAAAAUAUCAUCACUGAGGGAAAUAUCGCCGAAUUCCCCGAACGGAGGGUCUAAAAAUGAUAUAUUAUACCGAAAGUUAAAGUACUCACUAAGUUCAGAAUAUUAUAAAAUACGCCAAUAUAUUAAUACAAUUUUUAAUUUCGUAUGGUAUACCUGAGUUUUUAACGUUUCCUCUUUAAAAUAUUUGAGCAUGUAUCCUUUGGAUCAUUAAAGGUAACAUACAGUACCUCUUGAAAAUGUUUUGCUAAGUCAAAUAUUCUGUACGAAAAUACGAAAUCACAAACAACAGCUCGCGAACGCCAUAUUUUUUUAGAGCGUGGUGUCCACACGUCACGCGUGAGCGUGGGAUUCUAUAAUAUCCCACGGUGGAUCUGCCGUGGGAUAUUAUAGUAUCCCACGCUGGAGUGAAAUACCGUAAAAAAUCACAUUAUCACAUGGUGCAAAUGCUGUUUUUUCAUUGGACAAUUUGAAUUUGAGGUAUAAUAUUUAAUGAAAUUGACACAAAGGCUUUGUGCAAGGUGAGGUAACAGUUGAACAUCAAACAAAGGCCUUCUCUAGUUUUUGAAAUUUACGGGUUUCAGACCAUCGUAUCUUAAUAUAUUUUAUGAUAGUGUAGCAUGGAAUAGUAUCACGCAUACCAUGCAUACAUUACCAUGCAUUACUAUACUAUAAUACCAUACUAUAGUAUUCCAUUUCCAACAAUACCAUACUAUACCAUAAUGUAAUAUACACCAUACUUUGCUUUACCAUACCUGAUCAUGGCAUACCAUACCAUAUCACAUUAUCCCAUAGCCUGCGUAGCAGGCGUUUUAGCACGGGCGGGAAAAGAGGAAACGCCUGCCCAAAUGGCUAUGACAAAUUUGUUUUCGCCCAUCAAGGAUGAUUGACGUUUUGUAAUUAGCACCUUCACCCAUUAUCCAAUCAUAGUCGAGAUUUAUAUUUAGCAUCAUGCAUGCUUUUUGCUGGCAACUAGGGCGAGAUUUGCAGAGACUUUAUGGGUGUAGAUAAAUGCAUUGUUUUAUCAGAUAUAAAGAUGGUCUGAUAAAACACGCACUGCGAAUGUUUUAAAUUGCUUCAAAAACGAUCGAUCAAGUAUAAGUUCAUUGGCAAAAUAGCUUUCAAAAAAUUCGUUGUGUAUGUAGAGAAAAUCAAAGUUAAAGUUUAUGUAAAUCAAGGGAAGUCUCUAUCACAUAUGAAAAUACACGUUUAUGAUUUUGAAUUAUACUUUAAAGUGAACAAAUAACAAUACAACUAUGAGGAAUAUCCCUGCUCGGGCAAGCUUUGAUUUGCCGAUUUUCCAUAUUCCGUAGGAAGAAUCGCGAUAACCGGUGUCUUCACCACGUAGCAAAUUAAUAGUAGACUUUCUCUAUUCUGGUUUCCACUGAAUUUCGAAGCCUAAAUACUUGAAAUAUAAGAGUUCCCUCGAAAGCAUUAACAGGCGGCAUAUUUUCCGAUACGCGAGCAAAAUUGUUGUUGACAUUUGAGUUACGUAAUUACUUCCGUUAACGAGAUUGACCAAUGGGAAGCUUUUCCGAAGAUUCUUCGGAGAAGAACAAAUUAAUCAUAGGCAUCUAAAUGCCUAUGAUUAAUGUGUUCUUCUCCGAAGAAUCUUCGGAAAUGCUUCCCAUUGAUCAACCUACUAUUAGCAAACAUAUUAGUAAACUAUUAGCAAACCUACUUGUCCUAUGCUUUCGUAUUGAAAGACAGUUAUUAUUUAAUACGUAGAGAAUAUCCCUGCCCAAGCAGGCGUUUAUUUAGCGACGCCUCUCUUCUCCCGCCCGCACUAAACGCCUGCUACGCAGGUUAAUUAUUCCAUAGCUCAGUUAUCGUAUCAUUAUACCAUACCAUACCAUGCCAUGCCAUGUCAUGCCUUACACUAUAAUUUAUACUUUUCCAGUUUGACUGGAGCUUGUAUUUUGAGGAAAUACUUAGCGACACGAAUAAAAUAAUUCCAUCAUACAAAACGUUGAUGAUAAUAUACCCCGACAAUAUCAAGAAGAUUGUCGACUGGCUUCACGAUAAACCGAAGAGGUAGGCCAUAAUCAUGCACGUUUAGAACUAUAUAAAACUCCGCUAGCGACUUCUUUUAAUACCUUACCUUGAUAUGGGCCACUUCAUAUAUUGCUUAUAUAUAGUUAUGGAAAUAUUUUGACUUAUAUUGUCCGCCAUCUUGGAUUAGUUUUGUCCUAAUUAAACGGUAGUAUGGGACGUUAAAAACAGGAUUAACCGUAUAAAACAACUCCUAUAAGUGACCAAACAAAAAGGAUGUGAUGUCCCCUCAAUUGGCUCAAUUAAUGACCAAAUAUGGAGUUUUAUUGAGUUUCUCGCUCAUUGGUGAGCGGAUUUUCCAACAGCUUAUUGCCAAAUUGAUACGGGAUCCGAGGUACAUAAAAAUUUGAAAAAUUUAAAAAGAUAUCGCAACACAAAUGGAUUCUGCUAUAUUUCAUCUUUUAUAAAUACUAAAAAGCUAUUGAAUUCGGUUUUCACAUUAUUUGAAGAAUUCUCAAGAUUUUGCCUCGUGUAACAUGGCCUGACGUGGCGAUUGUGUAGACGUAGAUCGUGUUUCGUGACGUCUUCAUAUAUAGGCUUUACAGUUUAUUGCACUUUAGUGACCUCAUUUUCAUGUUUGCUUGUUUUAGCAUGGCACUAGGCGCACAUGAAGGUUAUUUCCCGAUGCUUCGUGCACAAAUAUAUUUAUCUUUGUUCUCUACUCCAAUUACAAUCAACCUGUCUUUAAUAGUUCGUUGUUGCAUUGAUAUUGUGUGUAUUUCAAUAGGAACGAAACCAAUUCGUUCAUGCUUCUGAUGUAGCACACGUUGUUUCAAACCUGGGGGACGAGGUUGCAGAAAGUUUAUUAAUUAAAUUAAAAGUGCAUUACGAAAUCAUGAAUUUUUAAAUUGAAGAACUUUAGAAGUUUUAUAAAAAUUCCUCUCAGGAGGCUUAAGAAACGCAAACUCUUUAAGCCAAAUAGCAAUUUCCUUGCGACGACGAUGGCACUGUAAUCUUACAAGUCUCUUUGUACGCUGGUGUAUACGUAGACUUGCUCCAAGUCUCUCUUUCAUUGUCAUAUGGUAUCAAUCUAUUACAGUGCACAUUACAUGACGUAGUACGGAGGUGCGGAGCGAGAAAGAGAGACUUGUCAACUUGACUUGUCUUGACAGACUUGUAAAAAUCUCGGUUCAAAACUGAACCGAAAAUGCAAGACUUGCUUUAAUUGUUUUCUGUCAGUGUUUAUAUGUAUUGAUCUAGCACAGUGCAAACAACAUGAGUUCUAUUAUAAUAGUAAAUAAUACAGAAAGAAAUUGAAAGAAAACAAUUAAAACAAGUCUUGCAUUUUCGGUUCAGUUUUGAACCGAGAUUUUCCGAAGUUGACAAGUCUCUUUUUCUCGUUCCGCCUCUCCGUGCUACGUCAUGUAACGUACACUAUAGUGGAUCGAUACUAUAUAAGCAAGUCUAGUGUAUACGAAGCUUGAAGAAAUAGCUACAUGAAAACGAAGUUAUUGGGGGCAAUAAACAGUACAGUAUAUUGGUACGGUUAGCUCGACUUGAAUUGGUUUCGGUUUCAUGGGUCCUCUUUGAAUGCAAGGGAAAAUUGUGCCAAUUUGCGCACGAACCUAAGAUAUUUCUUGUACAUUUUAGUUUAUUAGCAAACGAAAUAAUGUGGAACGUUAUUCGAGGCUUUGUCCAGACACUACCAAAGGAAUAUAGAGAAGCAGAGGAUAAAUAUAUAAAAAGUUCUUCUGGUAUAACUAUUCCAAGAUGGCGGAUAUGUAAUCAUUUUACAGACGGUCUUUUUCAAUAUGUUACAACUCUACUGUAUGUAAACAGGCACUUGUCAGAAGAUGCUAGGAGCACGGUAAGAUUUUAUGUUAGUUUGCACCAUAGUUAAUAUAAGAUCAAAGGAGGGAUGAGAGUUUUCCCGAAAUGCAACGCGCGCCUCAAUGCGGCUCAUUAUUAUUCUGAUAUGAUUUAAACGCGCCGUUCGAUUAAAAGCUGUUGAAAAAAUAUUGUGAUUUUUGCUGUAAAGAUCUCGUUUUCUCAAAGGUAUGUAGUUUUGAUAACUUUUUUUUUAGUAAUUUAAUAAAAGAAUUUUGGAAUAAAUUUGUAUAUAAUUAUAUCGCGUUUUACUUAUGUUAAAUCCCCAUUGUAUUUAUGCAUGUUUUGGAUCAAUGAACAUGACCUUUAAAGUGGCAUUGAAAUAUAUUCAUGAGUAAAUUGUACUAAAAUAACUACAAUAGAAUCACAUCAGUAAAUUCAGGAGUGUUUACUCUUUAUAGUGAUACUUUAAAACAUGAAUUUACUCCACAAAACCGAAGAGUUAUUGCUGUUUGAAAAUGAGCUAUUUCUGCUAUUAUAGAAUUAUAAUAUUAUAGCAAAAAUAGCUCACUUUGGUUUUUAUUAUAGAAUUAUAAUAUUAUAGCAAAAAUAGCUCACUUUGGUUUUAUGGAGUAAAUUAAUGUUUUCAAGUAUCGUUAUAUAAAGAUAGUCUAGAGCCUGUAUAUGAGUUUGUAUGCGUUUCAUUUAGGACGGGUAAUCUCAACUGUUUUAGGAUAAAAUGAUCAUGGUGAUCAAAUGGCAUAUGUGCCAAAACUUGAAUCCGGGACGAAAGUCUUGAAAAUGACUCCGCCCUGAAACGGCAGUGUCGACAUAGCUCUAACUUCCAAAAAGGAAAAGGAAAAGCAAUGGCUUUUCUGAAGUGCUUAUAGUGUUCAGAAGGGUUCGUUUUAAAGGUGGUCAUUGGAAGGAAAAAUUUGUCUAAGUAUAAUAUUUUACAUGAACAUUUUCUUGUUCAUGCACCGCCUCAAGUAAAUUGCUAUUAUGCACAAAAUAACUAAUUUGCCUGGCAGAAAUAAAAUUUUCUUAUUUCCUAAAAAACAUAAUCAUGGGGUAAAAAACUAUGCUCAAUUUAACAUAAUUAUUGCGGAUUUCAUAAGGAUUGUCAUUAUUUUCUUUAACUUUAAAAUACAUUUUAUUUCACUUACCCCCACGAAAACACGUUUUCAGCCAUAUUUUGCUGUCUUGUUUGCUUUUUAUCGCCGAAUCUGGAAAAUAUCAUCCAGUUGUUGCACUUUUACAUUAUCAUAAAUGGCUGAGGAAGAUUUCAAAGAAACAGUGCAGUUUAAAAACAGUGCAGUGUAUUUUAUUGUCGAUAUUGUGUCCUUCGAUAUUUCGUGAAAUAUGGCGCCAGUGUAACGGCUCGCCGCUUCUCUGCCCGAUAAAUGCCACUUUUUCGUCUUCCUAUGUAUUUAGAUUACAGUAUCCAGAAGUAAUUUAUUGUAGAAUAGUCCCAAUAGAUAAAUUGAAAACAUUAGUUACGUUGUACUUGAAAGGAGAAAACCUCCCAAUACAUGCACUUGUCUUGUCAGAAUUCAAAAUAAGUAAUUUAAAAGUCACGCGCAAGUUCGUGGGCUACAUGACAGGGGGGGGGGGGUUAAAUAUUUUCACGAAACGUUUGUUCGCCACCACAGCAACCUAACUAAAUUCACUAUAUUUGUUUAAUGUUUAUGAUUGAUGAUAAAAAUACGCAAAUAGUUAUUGUUUUUAUCAUCAAUCAUAAAAAUACAAUAAAUAUAGUGUGUUUAGUUACGUUGCUGUGGUAGCCCAUAAGGAGUUUUCACGAACUUGCGCGUGACUUUUAAAUUACUUCUUUUGAAUUCUGACUGGACAAAUAUUAUUGUCGGUUUUCUCCUUUCAAGUACAACUAAUAUUUUCAAUUUUUUGAUUGGGACUAUUCUACAAUGAAUUACUUCUGGAUACUGUAAUCUAAAUACAUAGAAAGACGAAGAAGUGGCAUUUAUCGGGCAGAGAAGCGGCGAACAACAUGAGCUCCACCUUUGAAUUUACUAUAUGAGUAAAUUCUUAAACACGUCCGAAUUUAUCAUUAUGAUAAAUUUGCGGCAAAUUUUGAAUUUAUCAUAAUAAUAAAUUCGCGGCACCUAACACUAACCCCAAGCCUAACCCCAACCACUAACCCCUAACCACUAACCACUAAUCCCUAACCCUAACUUUUUUUACUUUUUUUAACUUUUUAAAAAAUCUAACUUUUUAAACUUUUUUUGCUUUUCAAAACUCUUUUAAAACUUUAUUAAAAACUAUUUUUUUAGAAAACUUGGAAAAAUCGCCACCCCUGCGCGACCCAACAUGAGCUUCACCUUUGAAUUUACUAUAUGAGUAAAUUCUUAAACACGUCCGAAUUUAUCAUUAUGAUAAAUUCGCGGCACAUUUUGAAUUUAUCAAUAUAGUUAAUUAUAAAACCACAAGCAUUACACAAGAUUGCUUGUUAUAAAUGUAAUGGCACUAUGUUUUUUAAAAAAAUAGUUUUUGAAAAAGUUUUAAGAGGUUUUAAAAGAGUUUUGAAAAGCAAGAAAAGUUUAGAAAGUUAGAUUUUUAAAAAAGUUAAAAAAAUUUAAAAAGUUAAAAAAGUUAGGGAUCAGUGGUUAGGGCACAGAAUAAAGAUCAGUACCAGAAGGGCCACUCAGCGUUGCAACGUGUCACCAUUUUUCUAUGCAAAAAUAUGCAGUUGAUUGGCCAGAAGGCGGGGCCUUCGGCCAAUACAGCGCGUUUAUUGGCCAGAAAAUGUAAUCGACUGGCUAGCAAGAUGGCGGCCAGGGUGACAGAAACUUUAAAGCUUCCGACGUAAGUAGCCCUUCUGUGUGCCUUAUUCUGUGGUUAGGGGUUAGUGGUUAGGGUUGGGGUUAGUGUUAGGUGCCGCGUAUUUAUUAUUAUGAUAAAUUCAAAAUUUGCCGCGUAUUUAUUAUGAUAUAUUCGGACGUGUUUAAGAAUUUACUCAUAUAGUAAAUUUAAAGGUGGAGCUCAUGCUGGCGCGACCAGCCUCUCUUCUGAGUGCCAUUACAUUUAUAACAGGAAAUCUUGUGUAAUGCUUGUAGGUUUAUGAUUAACUCUAUUGAUAAAUUCAAAAUGUGCCGCGAAUUUAUCAUAAUGAUAAUAUCGGACGUGUUUAAGAAUUUACUCAUAUAGUAAAUUCAAAUGUGGAGCUCAUGUAGCAGCCAUUGCAAUGGCCCCAUAUUUCACGAAAUAUCGAAGGACACAAUAUCGAAGAUAAAAUACACUGCACUGUUUCCAAACUUGAUGAAACCUUCUUUGAAAUAUUCUUCACCCAUUUAUGAUUAUGUAAAAGUACAACAACUGGAUGAUAUUUGCCAGAUUCGGCAAUAAAAUGCAAACAAGACCACAAAAUAUCCGUGGGGGAUAAGUGAAAUAAAAUGUAUUAUAUUUGAUGAAAAUAAUGACAAUCCUUAUGAAAUCCACAAUAAUUGUAUUAAAUUGAGCAUCGUUUUCACCCCAUGAUAAUUUUUUUUAGGAAAUAAGAAAAUUUAAUUGCUGCCAGGCGUAUUAGUUUUUUUGUGCAUAAUUAGCAAUUUAUCUGGGGUGGUGCAUGGUCAUUUUCUUGAAAAAUAUUAUACUUAGACAAAUUUUUCCUUCCAAUGACCACCCAUAAAACCAACCCUUCUGAACACUAUAAGCACUUUAAAAAGGCUAUUGCUUUUCCUUUUCCUUUUCAGAAGUUAGAGCUAUGUCGACACGGCCGUUUCAGGGCGGGGUUAUUUUCAGGAUUUUCGUCCCGGAUUCAGGUUUUGGCACAUAUUCCAUGUUGACCGCCAUGAUCAUUUUACCUUAAAACAGUUGAGAUUACCUGUCCUAAAUACAAACUCAUAUGCAGGUCCUAGACUAAGAGUAAACGUUCCUGAUUUCACUGAUGUGGUUUUAGUUAAGUAUAAUUUUCUCAUGAAUAUUUAAAUGCCACUUUGAAGGUCCUAUUCACUGACCCGAGACAUGCAUAUAUACAAUGGGAAUUUAACAUAGUAAAAUGCGAUAUAUAUACCAAAUUAUUCCCAAAGUCUUUUAUUAAAUUACUAAACAAAAAAGUUAUCAAGACGUACCUUGAGAAGACGAGAUCUUCACAGCAAAAAUCGCAAUAUAUUUCAACAGUUUGUAAACGAGUAAAGAAAAAUAUUCGUUGAGAAUAUGCGUUGAGAAUGCGCGUUGAGAAUAUUAAAUAUUUUGAAUAAUAAUGAGCCGCAUUGAGGCGCGCGUUGCAUUUCGGGAAGACCUUCAUUCAUUCCUCCUCUGACAGAAGAUGUGGUUUAGAAACUCAUUAGAAUGAAAAUAUAACUUAUUAUCUGUGUUAGCCAACGUUUGUGCUAAAGUGCAUAUAACCUAAAAGUCACGAAUCGCAACAUUUCACAAAUUUAACGAGCCGACGAAUUUCGUGUGGUGCUUAUCAUUAUAUUAUAAGCACACUCGUGAACUAAUUUAUACCUCUAAUAUACAAAAUCAAUAACACGACUCGUGAAUCACGACUUGCGACAGUAUUGGACAACCAUCUGCCAAAUCCACCAAUAGCAAUUUUGAAGUUACCCAAUUACUCAAGUCACGGAUAGCUAACUUUUCCAAAACAUUGCUAUUAGUUAAAUUUAAUUUUCGUUCAGUUUUUUUUGAGUUGCAAGCAGUCAAAUAGAACUGAUUUAUUCAGAUGGUCACAAUACAAAAGAAAUCAAGCGAAAUAUUGUGACAUCCAUCCCUUAGUUGGGCAAAAAUACAAUACACACUUGACGACGAAGGACCACACUUCUGAAUAAACCUAAAUAUAAACAUAGAUAGUGAGUUACCAUACAGUAUAACUUAUAUUAUUAUACAUUUAAUAUGUAUUCUCGUUUCUAAUUGGUCAGAAAGCACCGGCUAAUUUUCAGUAUUCGGCAUUUAUUACGUAUUUUUCGCCGAUGACGUCAUCAGCGUCCAAUAAUUGUUUUUUUGGAUCGAACUUGCAUCCAAAAAAAAAAUUAUUGGACUCUCUCGUACCCAAACCCUUGCGCGGCCAAAAGCUUGAACCAAAAAGCGCGCGAAAAAAACAAACAAACAAUGGCCGACAGCAGAUUUGCUUCGCUGAAUGAAAGUGAACUCUCCGAAUUAUUGGCAGAUAAGGAUAGUGAAAGCAAGAAAAAAGCCACAAAGGGGUAAAUAGAAGUAGAAAUAGAAUAUUUAGCUGACCUUUGACUUUGUGCAAGGUGUUUGAUAUUCAAAUUGUACUUUUCCUACCUCAUGAACAGGAAGCGUUUUAUACGUUUCUCAUGUCUUUAAAUGUAUAAUAAAACAAUUAUUGGAUUCGGCUUUCGCAUGAUAUCAAGAAUUAUUCAGACCUCGGUCUAUGUUAUCCGCCUCAGCUUCGCUUCGGCAGAUAACAUUGACCUCGGUCUGAAUAAUUCUUGAUAUCAUGCUCAGCCUCAUCCAAUAAUUGCUUAUUGUAUGAUUUUAAUGAGUUUCUAACCCCGUCUCUCCUAUUUAACUUUGUUAGCAAUAAUGCCAUUAUAACUAGACCAUUAUAGCUAAGAUCGGAAGAAUUAGAAUAUGCGGCAUAUCAAAGUAUUAAACUGUUCAAUCAUGCAUCAUUUGUGUUUCACUUAUAGCCACAUUAGAAUUAAAAAUUAUAUAAAUUUCGUUCUAGCAUAGUUUACCCAUACUGUAUAAAGCAAAAUAGAGAAAGGGACACCUAUAAGAGAAGAUAUUUUCUAAUUUGAAGCGACUCAAUCGUGCAGAAACUAUAUUUGUUCUUUGAGCAACGUUUCCAUAUCCAUGCAGUGAUGAUUAGACAUUUAAAUACUUGCAUAUGCAUAUUCUAAAUUCCUCCUGCCACAGCCACUUGUUAUUUACAGUUCAACUACAAUCUGUUGCCGGCACAGAACGCAUCAUUUGGAUGCGCAAUAGAAACUUCGAAUUGGCAGUCUAUUGGUGCAUGUAUUAUGUAAUGUGGUUUUGUUGGCAUUAGAAGAAAAGGAGACUUAUUGCUUGUAUAGUAACUGGGUAUCAAUUGCCUCAUUUUCUCGAAGUUUUCUCCUUAAUUUGCCACUGAAUAAAUGACAAACGACCUAAAUCCUUUCAUGCAUCAGAGCGCAUCAAAACUUGUUUGGGCAACUGCAUCUGUCACAUCAGACAAGCGAUGCAUUACGUGUCAUGCAUUACAUGCUACUGCAAAAUUAAUUCUCAUCUCAUUUAAUUUUUAUGAACAAAAAAUCAAUAUUUAAUUAAUAUUUUGAAACUACGCAAAGGUUGCAAAAAUAUUUGACGAGUGAAAACGAACUACUCUACCAGUUGCGGGUUUAUAAAAUGUCUGUACAUGUCAUGCACCAAUGUCAUGUACAUGUUAUGCAUCAGUCCAUUACAUUUGCAGUCCUUCAGGUAUAUGUAUUAGCUCCAACUCAUUUAGAGUAGAAAUAUACCAAACAGUGGUUUUUUGCUAUUAUUUUUUACUUUUUGAUCUCUUUCACAAAACAAAACUGAAAAAAGGGUCAUACAGUAUAUAGGCAUGUCCUUUAAGCUCAGAUUACACAUAUAAUAUAGCAGCUAUAAUAAUUCGACUUAUGUAUUGAUUUAACAACUUGUUUCUAGGCAGAAGAAAUGUUUAAAGAGAUAAAAAGUCAGUUUAUUGAUGGUUUGGAAGAACAAACAUGGAUGGAUUAUGCAACCCGCGCUCAGGCUCGUCUUAAGGUUAGUAAUGUGGCAAAAUGUAGUCUUGGCUGCAGCUCAUGCUUUUAUAAUCAAUUUGAACAAUUCAGCAUUUCUUGUGGGCAUCACCUAAACUGUUAUGGAAUACUGGUAAAAACUAAAAGAAAUGAACGAUGAGACGAUUUUGAAGAAAAUUGAAAAGUUAAUAAUGUCACCCUUACUCCUAAGAAGGAAUGAAGAAAAUAGUCGUGUUCAUGUUUCAUAUAACCUUGUUUUUCUUUUUGCACAGUUGCAGAAAAUGAGAGAUUUGAUUGGUUUUCCAACGGUUAUUAAGAAGCCUGGGAUACUGGACCGUAUUUAUAAAAAUGUAAGUCAGUUUAAUCAGAGCUGUUUCGCUUGCUUAACUUACCUAAAAAACUUUUACAUCACUGCCAUAUUAUAUUACAUUGCUACUGCAUGGAAGACCCUUAGG